AUGGCCGAAGAAGGAUUGGAUUUCGAAUACCGGAAGAAAUUCCAAGGAAUUGAAUUCCGGGACAUGCACAACUUGAUCAACAAGGUGGACCGAUACGCAUCCUUGUUGAAAGAAGAGGUCUAUGCCGAAGCAGACUGCCCCACAGAGGCCGAGAGCGACGAAGUUGAGAUGAGCUCAGUCGAAGUCAGCAUAGACAAGCCAUUCGUCUGCAAAGAUUCGGUCGACAAUAAUCGCACAAAGAUUCCCGACGCAAAGUUCGCGACUCGAGAAACGAAGGCCUACACUUUUGACUUGACCAGGGCCGAAGCUAUCUUUGACCUACUGCUAACCGAGAAAAAGGUCAAAUUGUCCUUCGGCCAUAAAAUUCCGAAACCCGAAGAGCUCAAAGGAAAGACGUUAUGCAAAUACCACAAUUCUUGGUCUCACAACACCAACAACUGCGUUGUUCUACGAGACGUCAUCCAGAAGUUGAUAGAUGAAAAGAAGCUCCAAUUCCCGGAAAAGACGGCCAUGCAAGUCGACUGUAAGCCGUUCCCUCCACCUGUCAUCAACAUGGUCAACGCUCAGCUCCGAGCCGAAUAUAGGGAAGUUCGUCGGUCUGCAAAAGGAAAGGAGCCGUUGGCCGAACCAGAGCCGGUACCGUGUAGUCGGUGCAAGUAUGAGAUCGGUCAACUCAGACUGCCAGAGAACAAAAGGAAGGCCGCCGAGCCAUCUCAACCGACUAUGAAGAAAUUCGGCGGCCAGUACGACCGUCGGCCAGCAAGAAGAGUUGUUUUCGACGGACUAGGGGCACGAAGCCCCAGUACCUCGGCGGGCCAUAAAAACGAAGCCGCUCUUAGGCCGGUGAAGACUUUCAAACCACCGGUCGUACGAGAUGACCGUUGGUAUCAUGCACGACCUAGGGGCAGCACUGAACCGCUGACAAAAACUCAGCUGAGAAGGAUGCAGAGACAAGUUCAGCAGGCUAGGAUACAGACGGCCCAAGUCGAGGGAUUAAAACGCCAAAAAAAGAUGGCGACUGCAGACGAGCCACCAUUCUCGCCAAUUGUUCCCCCUACAGCGAAGGCUGCCAACAUCAAGCCUCCAAGGACGUGGCGCCCUAGGCCGGACGGUUAUCCCUGUGGAAUGACGGCCGUUUCGAUCUAG
This is a messenger RNA of Prunus armeniaca (apricot), 1146 nucleotides long. The record is from the annotation of a GenBank genome assembly. NCBI's taxonomy places the organism in Eukaryota, Viridiplantae, Streptophyta, Magnoliopsida, Rosales, Rosaceae.